This is a messenger RNA of Colletotrichum siamense, 906 nucleotides long. Its product is annotated as Vegetative incompatibility protein HET-E-1. Bases 1 to 906 code for a protein of 301 amino acids. The record is from RefSeq and is a predicted model, not a curated record. NCBI's taxonomy places the organism in Eukaryota, Fungi, Ascomycota, Sordariomycetes, Glomerellales, Glomerellaceae. The transcript has 2 exons.
AUGUGGCUCAUCAACACCAAGACGCUACGUCUCGAGGAGUUCCAGGACUACUCAACAGUCGAGUACGCCAUCCUCUCGCACACGUGGGGCGUCGAUGAAGUGUCGUUCAAGGACAUGAAGCAUAUUUCUAAGGCAAAGAAGAAAGCCGGUUUCGCCAAGAUCUCCAAGACCUGUGAGCUGGCUCUGAAAGAGAACCUGAAGCAUGCUUGGGUCGACACGUGUUGUAUCGACAAAAGCAGCAGCGCUGAGCUAAGCGAAGCAAUCAAUGCCAUGUUUCUGUGGUAUCGAGCCUCAGCUGUGUGUUUUAUUUGGUUGGAGGAUCUUGCUCCGUCGGCUUCGGCAAUCGGGACAACACCGCCUGGCCAAAAGCUUCAUGUUAUCGCUAACAUGGCUUCAUGUAAAUGGUUCAGCCGCGGCUGGACAUUACAGGAGCUCAUUGCCCCCGCGAAUGUCAAGUUUUACGAUGCCAGCUGGAACUUCCGAUUCACUAAGGAGAACAACGCAUCGAUUUUGGCCACUAUCACAACGAUAGACAUCGACGUGUUGAAGAUGGUCAAACGACUCAAAGACGUUCUGGUCGCAGUCAAGAUGUCUUGGGCAGCGAAUCGAGAGACCACCCGGUCAGAAGAUAUCGCAUAUUGCCUUCUGGGCACUUUUGAUAUCAACAUGCCGAUGCUGUACGGCGAGGGGGAGAGAGCAUUUCAACGACUACAAGAACACAUCGUGAACUUGCAUACAGACACGUCGGUAUUCGCCUGGCUGGCGCCUUUCAGACCGCCCCUGCCGACGCAAAGCUUCAGGGGACUUUUCGCAACGUCACCUCAACAAUUCGUAUCUUCUGGCCAAAUCAGUCGCGUGGCGUUCGCCCCGAGGCCUGGUAUAAGACUCGAGAACAAAGGGCACUAA